UGCAAUUCCACGCCUCGGGCUGUUUUUAAAGGAAACAUGGCUGCUGGAGGCAAUCUCGGCCAGGAAGAAAUGACUUGCCCCGUUUGCCACCAACCUUUCUUGGACCCAGUGAUUACUGACUGUGGGCACACUUUCUGCCACGCCUGCCUCAUCCAGAGUUGGAGGGACUCUGAUGCAGCAGGUUGCUGCCCUCAGUGCGAAAAACCUUUUAAAGAAGGCAGCUACAAGCGGAACCAUGAGCCAGCAGGGCCUGCAGGGGAAUCCACGAAAUCUAAAAAAGGGGAAGAUGAGAAAAGCAAGAGGGGAAGGUGCGAUGAACACCUGGAACUCGCCUGUGAGGGUGAUGAUCGAAUGGUUCGAGAGAAAAAGGGAAGCAUGAUACCGAAAGGGACAUCCACACCGCUUGUAGUUACGGAUGAAGACAUUAUGUGCCCUAUUUGCAGAGAUUAUUUAACAGACCUUGUGACUCUGGAUUGUGGCCACAAUUUUUGUAAGGCCUGCAUCAACCAUCACUGCGAGACAUGGGAGAAAAUAGGUCCACUGACAUGUCCUACCUGCCAAACCAACAUCCAGAGAGGGAAUUACCGGCCAAACUGGCAGCUGACCAACAUUGUAGAAAAGUACAAACGCUACAAAGGAACACUGUGUGAAAGGCACAAGGAAAAACUUCUACUGUUCUGCAAAGAAGACAGAGAAUUGCUAUGUUCCAAGUGUGAACAUUUGCCACAGCACAGACAGCAUUCAGUGGUUCUCCUGGAGGAUAUUGAACAGGAGAUCAGAAGGACCUUGAACAGGUCCAAUAAGUUGGUUAAUCACCCCAACUUCGAAGAGAGUAUCAACAAUUGCCCACAGAAAAACACUCCUCUGAUCAAGAUUACAGAAAAAUGGGAAGAAAGUAUAUCUCUGGAUCCAGGUACAGCAUAUCCAUACCUCAUUGUGUCUGAUGACCGGAAAAGUGUGAGAUGGGGAGAUGGAAAGCAGGACGUGCCCACGAGCCCUGAGAGGUUUCACUUUGAUCCCUGUGUCCUGGCCUGCAAGGGUUUUGUUUCAGGAAGACAUGGGUGGGAGGUGGAGGUGGGGAUGGAGGUUAAGGAGGAAGAGGCGGAAUGGGCUGUGGGGGUUGUACGAGAAUCUUUCCAGAGGAAUGCGAAGAACAGCCUUAGUCCUUAUUGUGGGAUCUGGGCUGUGGGAAAGGAGAGGAAUUCUGGCCAAGGCUCAUUGAAUGACUCUCCUCCGCCCUGUUACCUCUGGGCUUUUACUUCUCCCAAGUGGACCAUGUUGAGACUGGCACUUCUGCCCAGGAAGAUCAAGGUGUCCCUGGAUUAUGAAAAGGAAGAUGUGGAAUUUUUCGAUGCUGAUUUGGACAAACAGAUCUUCAAAUUCUGCCCAGCCUUUUUCAAUAGGGAGAUGAUAAUCCCCUAUUUGUGGGUAGGUCGUGGUGUCAUCCUGAAAUUCUGCGGCAAUGGGGCACAUGGUUCUCACGAAUGACUACUGGUUCCUGAACAUGCAUUGCUGAAACUUUGAUCUGCGGGCCAAGAGUUGGGAUGUGUCUUGCCAAAGGCAAGGCGGUUCUUUUAAAAUUCAGAAGCAAUACAAAAUACACAAGUGAGUGUGAUGAUUAAAGGUUUUAUUCCAAAACAGCAAGUGAUGUAGACAUACCAAGCAAGCGCUUCAAUCUGCCACUUGGAAGCCCUCAAGAAGCAGUGAAGCGGCCCCUCCAGGUAGCCUCAGUUGACACAGCCCCGCAGCCAAUCUGUCCGUGCACAAGCUUCAGAGAAAUUCUGCCCAAACCGUCAGAUUUUAUAGACAAACCUGUGCAGCUUUCAAGACUGGCUGCGUGCAGACUAUCCAUUAGCCACCCCCUCUCAAUGCCUCACUUUCUCAAAACAUGUCAAACAUGAAAGAAGGUACCCAGCACUAUCCUCCCAAACUGAUAAGGCAACUAGAGGGGGGGAUCACCUCCUCCCAAUGGUCCCAAAACAUUUAAGACUGUUCUCAAAACAUUCAAGAAAGAGGAAGGGGGAAGGAACACUUAACUCAUUGAUACAUUUUGCCUUCCUGAUGCAUUUCGCAUACAGGAUGUUGGAGGAAUCCGUUGAAAAGGGACUAUCAAACGGAUUACCUUCGUUCUGCUUCCUUGACCUCUAUCACAACACAGUUUCUCUAUCAAACACAUUUUUUUUUUAAAAAAAGAACUCUAAUGGAUAGAAAGCAGCUUCCCAUGGCUAAUUUUUGUUAAUAAUCGCAUAAAAAGUAGCAUAUAUGAAGCUUAAGGUUCAUAAUUAUGUAAGAAAAGAUAUGUUUUUUUUUCAUUUUUUGUGUACAUGAUUGAAAUUUCAAUUUACUUUAAGAGAUGUACUA
Zootoca vivipara (common lizard) is the source of this 2361-nucleotide messenger RNA. Its product is annotated as E3 ubiquitin-protein ligase TRIM68. Gene Ontology annotation, molecular function: protein binding; zinc ion binding. NCBI's taxonomy places the organism in Eukaryota, Metazoa, Chordata, Lepidosauria, Squamata, Lacertidae. The record is from RefSeq and is a predicted model, not a curated record.